Cyclopterus lumpus (lumpfish) is the source of this 2316-nucleotide messenger RNA. RefSeq names its product XK related 5b (gene xkr5b). The record is from RefSeq and is a predicted model, not a curated record. Gene Ontology annotation, cellular component: plasma membrane. Gene Ontology annotation, biological process: phosphatidylserine exposure on apoptotic cell surface; engulfment of apoptotic cell; apoptotic process involved in development. The coding region runs from base 1 to 2316 and encodes 771 amino acids. The transcript has 13 exons. Lineage: Eukaryota; Metazoa; Chordata; Actinopteri; Perciformes; Cyclopteridae.
AUGAGAGACUACUCUGCGACCCCCAGCCAGGCAGGCGCGUGCAUGCCGUGCUGCCAAGUUUGCGUCUUCGCCUUUACCGCAUUUCUCAUCGUUGCAGAGAGGACGGCGCUGAUCUAUUGCUUUGUGUACUAUCUGUGGGUGGGUCACAAUUACUGCUAUGCCCAUCUCUCUGGCUUCACUGCACUGUUCCUGCUGCCAGGUUGGGGUCCUCAGUGGCUCAGCUAUCUGUGGUACCUCUCAGAUGGACGCAUCCGCAGGAAGUCUCUCACCUGGACACACAUACUGCACCUGGGUAUCUUCAAAAGGUUGUGGGAGUGCAUGUGUCUGCCAGACGUGCAUGUGUACUGUGAGAUCAUGCAGCAGGCUGAUGCAUCUGCCUUACGUCUGUUUGAGGCCUUGGUGGUCACCCUCCCUCAGACACUGCUGCAGACCUAUGUGCUCAUCUGCACUGAUAUAGGAAUCAAAUCUCCAGCCUCCGUGUGUUUUGUGGUGUGUUUGUUAUCCCUGUCCUGGGCCUUGGUCCUCUACGCCAGAGCCUGUUUGCUCAUCAGACCAGGACACCUACAAAUGACCCCCGCUGCCAUUCUCUGUCGACUUCUGUGGAGGGUCAGUAUGUUGGGAUCGCGAUUUGCUGUUCUCAUGCUUUUCACACGUAUCUUCAAACAGUGGAUCCUGGGAGUCAUUGGUGUACACUGGCUGGGUACAACUUUCUGGAUGGUGUCACAGCAGACCGACAUCAUACGUUCUACUAGUCGAUGGAGACUCUUCAAUUUCGUUCUGGGAGCCAUUCACAUCUUCUUUUUCCUCAAUGUGAAGUAUGGUCCAUCCAGAUACCGCAUGGCUGGGUUCUACCUGGCCAUGUUCUUAGAAAACGCUUUUCUUCUUCUGGCCUCCUCGUGGUUGUUUACAAUGGUGUCCUGGGACACUGUGGGAAUCCCAGCUGCAGUCUUCUCUAGCUUCCUCAUUGGAGUGAUAGCGUUGGUGCUGUACUAUCGUUUCCUCCACCCGAAGUCCUUUGAGAUUUUUCAGAGUAUUCGCCACAGGGGGAUAGGUGGUGCUUGCACAGAGCGUGGAUCGACACUGUCCCUGGAGGAGAAAGUUACACCCACUUUCCAUCGCCACGCAACGCUGUCUGGAGGUGGGACCCUCAUGGAUCUCCCUAUCCAAUGGGAGGGAUGGAAACAUCACCACUGGCUGCUGAUUCGCUUGGCCAUGAAGACGGGGGAUGUAACAAACAUCUGGUCGUCGUAUGGCGAGGGGGGACUCGCCGGACUGAUGGGUCUGCCUGAAGAAGUUCACUCCCCUGAUGAACCUCGUGUUUUUCGGGGUCCACUUAUUCAGCCGCAGGUUCCCCAGAUCUCACAACCAGCUCCUCAGCCAGCUCCACCACAGGUGACCCAGGCUCCACAGGUGAGAGAGGUGGUCCAGCCACCAAAGCCAGCUCCCUCCAGUGUCGUAGCCAGACCAGUUAGAAAAGCUCCACCCACAACAAUCCAGGAUUUUAGAUGUUUUCCAGAGAUCAUCCCAAUCCAGGAGGUCAUUCUGGAAGAGAGUGCAGAAGAAAUGUCCAGCGCCCCACCUUCAGAAAAAGGUGAUGAUGAGUUUCAGAGUGCUGCUUACGGUUCACCAACUCCUUCAUCUCCACUGCAACAUAGCAGCCUCCACCACAUCGAUAGCAACGCCGCAUCCCUGACCGGAGCUUCGUCCUCCGUAGUUUCCCUGGACAUCCAGACUCCUGGAUGGUCACCUGAACGGCGGUCCCCUCUCCUGAUUGGUUCCCCGGAGAAAAAACCCUCACUCCCUGCAGAGUCCAGUACUACACUUUACUUCAGCACGGAUGCACAGUCUCCCUCCAGGGGGAGCUAUCUUGGCUGGGGCUCUGAGUUGUCACCAAUGUCCACCUACAGAAGUCCCUACCGGAUCAGAGAGGCUCGUUUUAUCACAUCCACCCCACUCCUGGAGCCUCGAGCUAGGGCAGAAAGUCCAGGUCCCUCCCCUGUUGUUAUCAUCCCUGCCACUCCUGGUACAACACCAGGCCCCACUCCAGGUGGGACCCCUGGUGCGUCGACCUCUGCUGCUUCUACGCCUGGAGCUUCAACCGCUGCUGAUUCAACUCCUGGUGCGUCAACGCCUGGAACUCCUGGUGCAUCAACGCCUGGAACUCCUAGUGCUUCAACUCCUGGUGCUUCUGCUCUUGGUGCUUCUACUCCUGGUGCUACCACACCCGGUACUCCAAUCAUUCCACUCACUCCAGUCCUCUCCCACGCUCGCAAACAGAUGGUCCAGUUUGUGGGCAGUAGGGAGAGGAUGGUAUAA